Messenger RNA from Symbiodinium natans, 3174 nucleotides. The record is from the annotation of a GenBank genome assembly. Lineage: Eukaryota; Dinophyceae; Suessiales; Symbiodiniaceae.
AUGCUGAGAGUGCUGGACUCCCACUGCAUUGCUGCACGGUCCCAGCUUCUGCAGUCCUUCCUGGCUCGCUUUGGCAGAAGCGAGGACACCUCGGACACCUUGGAAAGGCUCUUGCAAGCAGCAAGGAGCCUAAUGUCAGACACAGAAACCACAGACACGGAUGUCAUGGAGCUCUUAAGCAACAUGGAGGUGGCUGUUUCAGACUCUGAGUCUGGCGAGAAGCUGUAUAACUUCCUCGACGCAAGUUUCAGCCCAAUGCCGGAGAAGGAGGAGGCGGAGCUUUCUUUCCGACAGGACCUGCUGGGGCUUGCAGACGAGGUCGAGGUUGAGGAGGUUCUUCAGAGACUUGAAGCGAAUGCGGAGGAGAUCGAGGCGAGGCGGCUCGCCGUGGAGAAGCACAGGGAACGCAUCCUGGAGCUCUUGCGCGACGGGCCUGGCUCCAACAGCCACGAGAAGGAAAGCUGGGACCGUCUGGUGAGUCUAAUGGGCCUUUACCUGGACAGACUUUUGCAAAUGCUGGGCCAAGAAGAUCAGGACGUCUGGCAUGUGCAGCGGGAGAUGGUGAUGAGGCAGCUUGCAGAGGAGGUAGAGGGCAGGACGAAGAUGAGAGGCACAGGCGCGGAAGAGGGUUUAGACCCAGAGCCGAUGUGGAUACAGAGGAGGAUUGCCGAGAAGGUGAACCUGUACGCGCUCCGACAGGCAGGGCAACUGCCCGAUGCUUUUUUGCAGCAUCAAUGGGCAAGAGGCCUAGACGCUGUGGACACUUCGUUCUCUGUAAAGAAACCUGAAGGCAAGACGCUGCCAGUGACCAGCCUCUUCGAUGUCUUCGAGCACCCCUGCCUCAGCAAAGAACAAAUUUGCACAGAGCCCAUCUCCGCAAGAUUUGGAGAUGAGAUGCAGUGCUACCAGUUCAUGGACUUCGAGUUGCUCAGGAACAGCCCAGAGAAGUUCAACGUGCGCUUCAACAAGUACAUAAACGGAUUGAGAGGGCUGUGCAGAAGGCAGCGGUUGUGGCAGUUUCAGCAAGACAUCGCCAGGUUCAACGCCAGCAAAUCUCUCGAGAACUUCGAAAAGGUUAUGGCGAGCUUCGCUUGCGUCCUUGUCAUCAAGGGCAAAGUCGCCCGAAAGUGCUUGGAGUCCGGCUUGGAGCCACCGGAAAACCUGAAAGGAGCUGGAGAUUUUGUGGACUCCCUGGCGACGUGUUUGGAACACAUGCUUCUUGUGGAGGAUAGGGCUCAGAGCAUUGCCUCCGAGCUCAGGCAAGCCGCUGACAUCUACGAAGACCCCUCAUCAGAGUUAUUAGAGUCAUUUGAGGGCAAUCGCGACUCCGCGACAGAGGAGGUUGCCAUGAAGCUUGCUACGCUGCGAUCCACCCUUGGCUUCAAGGCCUACAGGGCGUCUGCGGCGAGACUUGUAGAGCAGGAGAGGGAUGCCUUCCUGGCGCGCUGGCCAGAGCAGGAUUGUCUGGCGGACCGCGUCACAAAGCUGAAGCAUCAGUUGUCGCAGGUGCUGUGGCUGCGGCGCACGCUCUUGAGCCGUAUCCAGAGUUCGACGGCGCGACCAGCACACAAGGAGUUCUUUGCCACCUGGAAGCCGAAGCUUUGCAGAGCCUUUGGCCCUACGGAGGCCGUGUCGUCUGCAGAGCGCCUGGCUGCAAUAGAUGGGGUUUUGCACGCUCUGCAGGAGCAGAAGGAUGCCCUCCUAGCACUUGGGCUGCAAGCCGACUCUGUCCAAGAGCUGGCAAAAAAGCUGGACCGUGGUGAACUCGAGUGGGGACAGAUUUUGCAACCGCAGAACUUACGCUUCAAGGAACGGAUUCAGCAGGUGGCCCUCAUCUUCUCAGACAUGUCGACGCGACGUCAAUUCAAGCCCGGCAGCUUGCAAAGUCUGAUCCGCAGCCUGGAUGAAGCCCCCGUUGACUGGCAUGAUCUUGGCAUGGAGCUGCUGGAGGCAACCCAUCUUGUCACCGACAGUUUCUGCUUGCUACCGGUCAUAUCACAGAAUCCGCUUGCAGCGAGUUCCAGCGGUAGAGUGUACCUUCAAGAGGAGAUGCUGCAGAAUAGAGAAUGUGACGAGCAAUCGCUGGCGGAGGCAUUUGCCUUGUGCCUGAAUGGAGGGCGGGCUGGACUGUGGAAGAAGAUGCUUGACCACUUACGGGAGGCAGCGGCAGCUAUCCGCCCGGGGCAAUUGGAGGGGCUGCAGGAUCGCUUCAUCUUUCAACUUCAACUAAUGUAUGGACAGGGACGUAUGCAACAAGAUCAGCUGCUAAACCUGAAGCUGAUGUUGCUCUGGCCUGAUUCGGCUUUUGACGACGUCGAGGUUCUCAGAGGGCACUGUGCUCGCAGUCUUGACAUGUGCAAGACAGAUGGCGAACCAUGUCUGCACAAGAUGGAGCUGGAAGAGCUGUGCAAGCAACAUGUAUGGCGCUACUGGCGGCUAGCGAUGCCCAAGAUGUUGGGGGCUUUCGAAGGUGAGGUGGGAGACGCGCAGGAGAUUUCCUGCAGUGACGCCAUGCUUGUUUUGGAGCGCCUCUACAUAAAUCUCCCUGCAUCCGAGUUCGUUGCAGUGAGCUGGCGGCUCAUGGACAGCCUUAAACGGCAAAUAGAUUCGACUCCAGGGACAGAGCUGCAGACGCUGAUCUUCGACGAGUGCCAAGCCAGCAAACUGUGGACGGCGGGUGAGGAAGACUUCCUGAAGUUCACCUUUGAUUCCGAGCGUGCACAGAUGAAGCGGUAUCUGCUUGGCAGGUCCAAGGCUUCAGACAGUGAUGGUGACGAGCGACUGCUCUGCUUUUUUCGAGCCGAGUGCAAGAAGACGGGCGAGGAGAGCUUGAAACUCAAGCAGGUCUUGGAUGUCAUGCGCUCAAAGCCUUUGGCCUCUUGGCAGUCCGAGCUUCUGGAGCUUCGGCUUCGAUGCGUUUGCCAAAAGAUUUUGGCGAAAAGGAGCAAGGACUUCGAGGAGGAGCGUCUCAGAGAUGUGCUUGGGGGCUUCUGCAGUGUAUGCGAACAGAGGGACGACUCAGAGGGUGCUGCGCAAGUCAUGGAGCUGGUGCAUGAGAGGCUGUCCCGCUUCGCUAGUGCAGAGGAGCUCGCAGCUGUCCUGUACACUAUUCUGGAGGAGGAUGACUUGGAGCCAGUGCUCAAGAUGCUCCAGGAGGAGAGACACCACUUUUGA